AUGCCCUCUGCUUGUUGGGACCAAUAUCUCGACAGAGCUGGAGCCGUACCGUCGAAUAGCCAGUCUCCUAAAUCCUUAGGUUCUAACGUAAAGGAGCUCGGCUCCUGCGACACCGGCUUCGUGUUCUACAGCUGCCAUGACGCGUUCGUGGGCUGUUGCGCCGUGGAUGCGUGUACCUCGGGCGGGUGUCCGGAGGACGCUGUGCAGCCGGAGGAGACACCUGCGGCUGCUAUGUCGACGUCAAAUAGUGAUGCCAGGACAGAAACGGCGACUACUCCCACGAGUAUCCAUAGUAUGCCGUCUCCGGUCAUCACCACCACCACCACCAUCAGCAGCAGCAGUCCUAAGCUUCCUACAAGAUCAUCAGGGACUGCUACAGAAACCAUCGCCCCACCAACGCCCUUAUCCCCGUUCCCAGACCCGUCAUCAUCUUCAUCAUCAUCACUCCCAGAAACACCAACACCAACAUCGAUAUCAACAACAGCAACCUCGACUCCAGCAGCUCCGCAAAACAGCGGCUCUGGUAGGGAUAUGCGUAAGCAGCACCAUCAUCUUCCUGACGCUCCUCUUCGUCGCCGGACUCCUCGUCCGCCGCCGCCGCAUCGCGAAGCGCAUGUCCGCCAAGCCCCUGCCUAA
Molecule: messenger RNA, 636 nt
Organism: Daldinia caldariorum
Lineage: Eukaryota; Fungi; Ascomycota; Sordariomycetes; Xylariales; Hypoxylaceae
Exons: 2
Coding region: 1-636 (211 amino acids)
Source: RefSeq, a predicted model, not a curated record